Nerophis lumbriciformis (worm pipefish) is the source of this 2160-nucleotide messenger RNA. Lineage: Eukaryota; Metazoa; Chordata; Actinopteri; Syngnathiformes; Syngnathidae. The record is from RefSeq and is a predicted model, not a curated record.
AUGUCCAGUGACAGCCAGGCGUCGCUGAAGGGGGAGGCGGCGGUGCACUCGUCGGCCGCCUCGCAAGGCCCGCCACUCUCGCCGGCCACCGCCAAAGCGCCCGAACUGCCAGAUGAGCUGAUCCAGGCGGGUUGGUCCAAGUGCUGGUCCCGGCGGGAGAACCGGCCCUAUUACUUCAACAGGUUCACCAACCAGAGUCUGUGGGAAGUGCCCGUGUUGGGCCAGCACGACGUCAUCUCGGAUCCUUUAGGCCUGAACGCAGCGCCAGCAGAGGGCGGCGAUGCUAACCUGGGCAAUGGGCAGAGGAAGAGGCGGAGCUCCGAGGAGCAGGCGGGCGGGCCCAACAGCCUGAAACGCGCCAAGGUGAGUGUUAGCGCCGAGCCCACUACGCCCAUCUCACCCGGCGCCCCCGGCGUCAAACCCUGGAGUGAUGACAAACAAGGCGCCACCCCCGCACAGGCCGCGGCCAGCCCCGCCCCUGCUCCUUACAGGCCGGCCGUUGUCUACUGGGACCUGGAUGUCCAGACGAACGCAGUGAUCCGAGAGCACUCCCCUGCCGAGCACUUGCCCCCGCACCCUGAGAUCGAGCUGCAGCGAGCCCAGCUGGUCACCAAACUGAGGCAGCACUAUCAUGAGCUCUGCCACCAGCGAGAAGGCAUCGAUCCGCCUCGGGAGUCCUUCAACCGCUGGCUGCUGGAGAGGAAAGUGACAGACAAAGGUCAGGAUCCCGUGCUGCCCAGUGACUGCCGCCCCGUCAUCUCGCCGUCCAUGUUCAGGGAGGUGAUGAACGACAUCCCCAUCAGGCUGUCUCGGAUCAAAUAUAAGGAGGAGGCCCGCAAGCUCCUCUUCAAAUAUGCCGAAGCGGCCAAGAAGAUGAUGGACUCCAGGAAUGCCAGUCCAGAGAGCAGGAAAGUGGUCAAGUGGAACGCCGAAGACACCAUGAGCUGGUUGCGCAGGGACCACUCGGCCAGCAAGGAGGACUACAUGGACCGUCUGGAGCACCUCCGCCAGCAGUGCGGCCCUCAUGUUACAGCGGUGGCGAAAGACUCUGUGGAGGGUAUCUGCUCCAAGAUCUACCAGCUGUCGUGCGAGUACAGCAGACGCCUUCGCCACACGCACCUGGGCCUGCUGCAGGACCCGCCCACAGAGGAGGAGGGGGCAGCGGCAGCUUCGGCAACUCUGGCGGCGGACCCGUCCCCGACGCCGUCUCGACUGGUGUACUGCUACCCGCUAAGGUUGGCGCGGCCAUCGCCACCUCUGCCACGGGUGGAGCUUCACUUUGAGAACGACGUAGCCUGUCUGCGCUUUCGAGGGGAGAUGGUCAAAGUCAACAGGGGACACUUCAGCAAGCUGGAGCUGCUGUACAGGUACGGCUGUAUCGACGACUCUCGCUUUGAAAAGUUCCUGUCCAGAGUUUGGUGCUUGCUCAAACGAUACCAGGUGAUGUUCGGCGGCGCGGCCAACGAGGGUACUGGCCUCCAGGGGGCGUUGCCGGUACCAGUCUUCGAGGCUUUGAAUCGGCACUUUGGCGUUUCCUUCGAGUGUUUCGCCUCGCCUCUCAACUGCUACUUCAAACAGUUCUGCUCCGCCUUCCCCGACACAGACUGCUACUUUGGAUCGCGAGGGCCCUUCCUGUCUUUCCGUCCCGUCAGUGGCUCCUUCGAAGCCAACCCGCCGUUUUGCGAAGAGCUGAUGGACGCCAUGGUGACGCACUUUGAGGACCUCCUGGAGCAGUCGAGCGAGCCGCUGUCCUUCGUGGUCUUCGUCCCCGAGUGGCGAGACCCGGUGACACCGGCGUUGGCCCGCAUGGAGGCGAGUCGCUUCCUGCGCCACCAGAUGAGCGUGCCCGCCUACGAACACGAGUACCGAUCAGGAAGUCAGCACAUCUGCAAAAGGGAGGAGAUGUACUACCGGGCGGUCCACGGCACGGCGGUUCUCUUCCUGCAGAAUGCGGCCGGCUCGACCAAAUGGGCACCCACGCCGGAGCGGCUGGCCGAGCUGGCGGCGUCCUACCGCCCUUCGCGUGCCGCACAACCACCGGCCUCGCCGGGCCCCGCCCAGCCACCGGCCGACGCCCCCUCCAAGGCUGCCGGCCACGACGACAACAACAAUGACGGCGGUGGGGCCAGCCCGCGAGACAAGAUGAAGGAGAGGCCGUAG